Messenger RNA from Saccharomyces eubayanus, 681 nucleotides. It is a transcript of the gene MHR1, whose product is annotated as mitochondrial 54S ribosomal protein mL67. Bases 1 to 681 code for a protein of 226 amino acids. The record is from RefSeq and is a predicted model, not a curated record. The transcript has a single exon. Gene Ontology annotation, biological process: positive regulation of mitochondrial DNA replication; DNA recombination. Gene Ontology annotation, molecular function: structural constituent of ribosome; single-stranded DNA binding; DNA strand exchange activity. Gene Ontology annotation, cellular component: nucleus; mitochondrial large ribosomal subunit. Lineage: Eukaryota; Fungi; Ascomycota; Saccharomycetes; Saccharomycetales; Saccharomycetaceae.
AUGAAGGUAAACCAGUCCAUUUCAAGGUUUCGUCCGGCGUCGUGGUUCGAAAAGACAAAAAUAAUCCCGCCCCAAGUGUACAUUUUCAGGAACUUGGAAUAUGGACAAGUGCUGUAUUCUCAGUUCCCCAAUUUUUCGCAGAACCAGCUUGACAAGCUGUUCGUGAGGCCGAACUGGAGCAACAGGAAACCCUCGAUAAGAAGGGACAUCUGGAAAUGCAUGUGUGUGGUGAACCUACAAAAUUACCAGCAGAGCGUCCAACUGUACCAAAACCUCUGCCGAUUGAGAUAUCUGCGCGACGUGGCACAGCACAAGGACAACGACAAGCUCAGAAAGAAGGACUCCAACGGGCAUGUCUGGUACAGCGGACAAUAUAGGCCCACGUUUUGCCAAGAGGCCGUGGCGGACUUGCGAGAGUCGUUGUUGAAGAUGUUCGAGGGCAGCGCACAAGCGGAAACGCAGGCUACGCCCGCCAAGAAACCGUCGAUAUACUGGGAAGACCCGUGGCGGAUGGGCGACAAGGAAAAAUACUGGAGCUCCGGCGUGUUCGACGCUCUGGGGCUGGAACACAAACUUAUCGAGCGUGUGGGAAACACCGCAAGAGAGGAGAGCGUGGUCCUGAAAGAACUAGCCAAGUUGGAAUCGCAGUCUCCGGAUCAGACGAAAGCACCCCCACAAUAG